GUACUAAUCAUUUUGACACCACGAGAAGAAGCUCAUACCCGUUUUCCAGCCGUAAGUUCCUAUGGUUUAUUCAUAUCAUUUCAAUUUAACUAAAUGAGAAGAGAGAAUUGGUAGUUCAUUCAAUUCUAGUUCUACAUGGCUGCUUUAAGCUUCCCAGUUAUCACUUUUCCACAUAACCCAAAACCAAACUCAACUCUCAACAAUGAACAUUCUUCUUCAAACUUCCAACUCCUUCCACUCAUAGACCAAUGCACCCAUAUAAAGCAACUCAAGCAAAUCCACGCUCAAAUGCUCCGUACAGGCCUCUUCUAUGACCCCUACUCCGCCAGCAGACUAAUCACGGCCUCUGCUCUCUCCUCCUUCUCAAGUCUCCACUAUGCCCACCAAGUGUUCGACCAAAUUCCUCAACCCAAUAUCUAUACUUGGAAUACUCUCAUUCGUGCCUACGCGUCUAGCUCUGACCCUCGACGAAGUCUUCUAGUAUUUUUGCAAAUGCUUGAGCAGUGUAGUGAAUCACCCAAUAAAUUUACUUACCCAUUUGUGGUGAAGGCUGCUUCGGAGAUGAAGGAUUAUUUGGUUGGAAGAGGUUUCCAUGGAAUGGCAAUCAAGUCCUCUCUGGGUUCGGAUGUGUUUAUUCUUAAUUCACUUGUACACUUUUAUGGGUCGUGUGGUGAUUUGGAUAUGGCUAAUCAGGUUUUCCGCAACAUUCCCAGGAAGGAUGUUGUUUCGUGGAAUUCUAUGAUUGCAGCCUUUGCACAGGGGAAUUUUCCGGAGGAGGCAUUUUCUUUGUUUAAAGAAAUGGAAAUGGAGAACGUAAAGCCGAAUGAUGUAACAAUGGUUAGCAUUUUGUCUGCCUGUGGAAAUAAAUUGGAUAUUGAGUUUGGGAGGUGGCUCUGUUCUUAUAUUGAAAGAAAUGGGAUCACAUCGAACUUGACUCUUAACAAUGCAAUGCUUGAUAUGUAUGUGAAAUGUGGGAGUGUUCAAGAUGCUAAAUUGUUGUUUGAUAAGAUGCUAGAGAAGGAUGUUGUGUCAUGGACAACUAUGCUUGAUGGAUACGCUCGUUCGGGGAAAUACGACAAGGCUCAACAUGUCUUCAACGAGAUGCCUAAGCAAGACAUUGCUGCCUGGAAUGCCCUCAUUUCGUCUUAUGAGCAAAAUGGUAAACCCAAAGAAGCUUUGGCUGUUUUCCAUCAAUUGCAACUUAGCAAGAGUGUAAAACCUGAUCAAAUCACUUUGGUCAGUACACUAUCAGCUUGUUCCCAGUUAGGAGCUAUUGAUCCUGGCAGGUGGAUUCAUGUCUACAUUGGAAGGCAGGGUUUUAAGUUAAACUGUCAUCUCACGACCUCGCUCAUUGACAUGUAUGCUAAGUGUGGUGAGCUAGAGAAGGCAAUAGAGGUGUUUAAUUCAGUGGAGAAGAAAGAUGUAUUUGUUUGGAGUGCCAUGAUUGCAGGUUUAGCAAUGCAUGGACGUGGAAAAGAUGCAAUAGAUUUGUUCUCACAAAUGCUACAAGCUAAGGUGAAGCCGAAUUCUGUUACUUUUACCAACAUAUUAUGUGCCUGCAGCCAUACGGGACUCGUGGAAGAGGGAAAAGAUUUGUUCUGCAAAAUGGAGCCAGUUUAUGGAGUUGUACCUGGUGUGAAACACUAUUCUUGCAUGGUUGAUAUGCUUGGUCGUUCAGGCAAUCUGAAAGAGGCUGUCGAGUUCAUAAAGAAAAUGCCAAUAGCUCCUACUGCUUCAAUAUGGGGGGCUCUGCUUGGAGGUUGUAAACUUCAUGGAAAUGUUGAAUAUGCUGAAUAUGCUUGUAGCCAGUUACUUGAGUUGGAUCCCAGAAACCAUGGAGCCUAUGUUCUUUUAUCUAACAUAUAUGCCAAAAGGAAUAAAUGGGAUCAAGUUUCAAGGUUAAGAAAGCUAAUGAGAGAUUCUGGAAUAAAGAAAGAACCAGGUUGUAGCUCAAUUGAGGUCAAUGGCAUCGUACACGAGUUUUUAGUUGGUGAUAAUUCUCACCCUCAAUGUAGAAAUAUCUACACAAAGUUAGAUGAGAUUGUAGCAAGGUUGAAAUGUAGUGGUUACGUGCCGAACAAGUCCCAGCUACUACAGUUUGUUGAAGAAGAUGAUAUGAAGGAGCAAGCUCUCAACCUUCACAGUGAGAAGUUGGCAAUCGCCUUUGGACUUAUCAGUACUGCGCCAUCUCAAACCAUUCGUGUGGUGAAAAACCUUCGUGUUUGCAGGGACUGCCACUCGGUAGCUAAGCUUAUAUCUGAGAUUUAUGGCAGAGAAAUACUGCUGAGAGAUAGGUAUAGAUUUCAUCAUUUUAAAGGAGGACAGUGCUCUUGUAUGGAUUAUUGGUGAAAUAGAUGGCAGUGGUUCUGAUAAUAGGCUUAAAUAGGGUUGUUCAUCAAACCGUCUUCAAACUACCCGCACCACACCGUACUGCAAAAAAAUGCGGUUUGAAAUUCUUUGUGUUGUGGUCGCAGUUUGAAUUUUUCCUAAACCGCGCGGUGCGAUUUGCGGUUUUGAAGUGUUAAUAUGCGGUUUAAACUGCACCGCACAUUAUAAAAAUACAAAUUUUUAUAUUUAUUUAGGUCCAAUAUGUGAAUGUUGAACUCAAAGCCCACUAAUUAUUAUAUUGUUAAAACUUGAAUUUUUUUUUCA
Cannabis sativa is the source of this 2652-nucleotide messenger RNA. RefSeq names its product pentatricopeptide repeat-containing protein At2g29760, chloroplastic. The transcript has a single exon. The record is from RefSeq and is a predicted model, not a curated record. NCBI's taxonomy places the organism in Eukaryota, Viridiplantae, Streptophyta, Magnoliopsida, Rosales, Cannabaceae. Gene Ontology annotation, molecular function: protein binding; zinc ion binding; RNA binding. Gene Ontology annotation, biological process: RNA modification. Bases 136 to 2349 code for a protein of 737 amino acids.